AUGGAGCCUCUUCCAGGAAGAUCACGCCUCGAGCCGAAGCCGCCGUUUUAUGCGGACAUCGAAGGCUCCCCUGACCGAAGACCCGAUACGCACGGUACAGAAGUAGAAGGAUCGUCAACCUCCAAGUCUUGGAAGAAACAGUUCCGAGCCCCGAAUCGUUACGGACAGACCUCCAUUCCCAAAACCGCUGCUUUCAGGUAUACAAACCGUGGAGUGGAUGUGGAGGCAUAUUCUUCCGAGCCGCAUCACCGUUCCACCGACGAGCUUGCUGUGGAAAGUGCGCAGAGAUUUGUUGAUCCUAUCGUAAGGAUCCAUCACAACUGGAAAUUGGUAAGCGCUCGGUUCGGCAAGCAUCUUGAACGCCAAGCGCACCUCUUUUUCAAGAAGAAGCCGGCGCUUUACGGGAAGCGUCUCGUGUAUCUAGCGCAAAGUCAACCGAAGCCUGCCGUCCCUAGCAACUUGCGUCCCGCGCUGAAGAAGCCUUCCGCUCAAGCGGUCUUACCCAGACUCAAGAAAAAAGCCGUUCUCAUCGAUACCCCUCAAGUUCGCCUUAUAUCCCCUCUUGGGUCCCCCUCUCCCGCACACGUGGCGACGACGGAACCGGUAAUUACGAUAAUUGCACCCGCACCCCCGCCUAGACGGGAUAGGCUACCCUUGGUGGUUAGGCCCCCUACGAUCAUUCUCUUUUCUGAGAACGCCGGUAUUGGUGACGAGCCUUUGGGCGGAAAACAACCCAGAGGCCGCAAACACCGAAGACAGAAUAACGAAGAAGAGUUUCAGUGGGAAGAAAAAGGCAGCAGCCUAGGAACCGAAAGUGUGGAAGCUCUGUCACAUGCUGGCAACGUGGAUCCACCUGAGGGACAAGUGGAACAAGGCAUGCAGACCGCAGUGAAAGCCGCCGCCAAGCCCAGUACGAUGACGACCAUUCUUGCACAUUUGGAGGGCACCCGUCAGUUGCCUGGCCAAAUUGCUGCCAUCGCUACACGGCGAAUCCGAUCUCUCUUUGAGCGCCGUCCUCACGACGAUGAAACUAGAAUCCCGCAACCUAAGAGAAGAAAACUUUCUGGCGAAGAUGAUCCCUCGCCAGAUGGCCCUACGCCAGACGCACCGACGGGAGAUGAACCUAGUCCAAAAGAACCGUCGGUGGAAGAACCCAUGCCUGACGAGUCUGCUCCAGAUGAACCUACUGCAGAUGAACCUCUCACUGACUGUGACCAACUGGCCACCUCGGGCAAGCCGGAUGAGGUUGCCUUGACCCCUAAAAACGCUAAGCAGGUGUGGACCUCACCAAAAGACCUAGCCCCUCUUGGAGAUGGAAUUUGUGAGCUCCUUGACCUUCUAUCCUCCAUUUACAGCGAUGUCGACCAUAGCUUUAAUGGCUCAGAGGGGCCUAAGACCCCUACAACAACCUUCAUUGCUGGAGAUAGCUUCCUCCCCUACCUCCAAUCACUCGUGUACAACGACGAGAAGGCUCCCCCCCUCGAUGGCAUAUCCUACUCUGAGAGGCGACUGCUCCUCUGCCGCGCGAUUAAGAAGGCGGAAUCCGUCUUGCCCAGGCUCUAUACUACUUUCGUCCUGUCUAUCAAGACGGCUCAACCCACACCAACAACCAACAUCCUACCAGAGCUAUUCAGCAGGACGGCGCAGAGAGAAUUCCGCUUCCUCAGAAGCUUUUUAUCAAAGCUUAGUGAUAUAUGCCACGAGACUAUAUCUCCUCAAUCUUUUCCCGACACAACGAUGGAAGUGGUGCUGAAGGAUCUAGAUGCCCUCGCCAACAAUAGGCUUAUGCCAAGCUUGUAUCGACUGGUGCCGAGUGCACCUCGAGAAACGCCGACGACUACAGCUGCUACCCCUAGUCCGAUCCCGCAAAUCGCCGACCCCGAAUCUCCCGCCCCGCCAAUCACACCAACCACGAUCACAUUACCGGGAAGCUUCCCUAUGGAGGAAGAGGAGGGUGAAGAGAAAGACGUCGACAUCAAGACCGAGAUCGGCGACGCAUCGAAAGAGAGCGAAGAGCAACUGCCACGCAAUCAGGCCCGGCCCCCCCAGCAAAAUCCGCCAUCAGACGAAGCGAUACGGUCUCGGCUAUUGACCAAGACGAGGGUACAGUUGAUCACAGAACGGGCCCGGAGAAUUGGGAAGCGCUACCAAGUCCUUCCCCGACGAACGUUUGAUGUUAGAACCCAAACCGACUUCGGGAGGGAGGCUAGCCCGGCCAUGGUUAGGCCUAUGCCACAAAUAAACAACCAAAAAAGAAAAGAAGCUGCCGCACCUCGGCCGUUGAUAGACCAGCGGACAAGGAUCCGCCUCUACCAAGAGAGUCAGAAGAAGAUUCGCAAGUCUUCCAAACCCUAUUUAUCUCCCCUGGAAUGUCAACUCUACCGGGCAGCAAAUGCUCAAUUUAACGGCGGUGAUCCUGGCGAACCCGACAAGGUCGUCCUGGCAUCCUCUCAGGAGGCACUCGCCUUUCUCUGGCGAAGUGGCAAAGACAAAUCUGCACGGUCUAUUGGAACCCCGGCGCCUGAUCCCAAGGACUUACUCAGCUGCUUUAGUUGGUGCCAGGCCAACCCCGAGGACCAGACUCACCCUCCAGAAACACUGGCGGAUGACCUCCCUAACGUAGUUGACGUAGUUGAGUCGUUGGGGGAGUUGAAGGUCUCGGAUCUUGUUUCCGACCGACAACGUCAGGAGCGAGAAGAAGAGGAGCGCAAGAAAGAGCUCGAGAGGCAGCGCGCAGAACAGGAAGAGCGUCGUCGAGCGGAAGAACAGCGCCUACGGGAGGAGCACGAACUUGCCCAACGGCUUCGCGCCGAGGAGGAGGCACGUAGACAGGGUCGCCUACGAGCACCGAACUGUCCAUUGUUCCCUCAGUUAUCACCCGAUUGGUCUGCGCGGGUACACGAUUCCUAUUCCAAACAUUCUCGGGGUGCCGUUGCAAAAUCUCUCGAAGCAGAGCUGCUCCAGCACGACUUUGCACGUCUCGUGCCGCCAACGGUUUGGCUCAACGACUCCGUGGUCAACGGCAGCCUUCUUUGGCUCGAUAAAUUCAUCAACGAGGCGGCGGGUGUGACUGAUGUCAAGGCGCAAACCCGCAAGUGUUUAGUUCUCGGAUCUUUCUUCUACAAACGGUUAAGCGACCAGGGAGUUACGCAAACAGAGCGCACACUUCGACGCCACGGCAUAAAUAAAAACAACUUUCUUGACAUGGAGAUACUCCUCAUGCCCAUCUGCGAGGGUAACCACUGGACGCUCAUGGUUAUCCACCCGAAACGGAGGACCAUCGCGCAUGUGGACUCCCUAAACCCGAGGGGUAGUGAGGCUCGGAUGGGCCUUGUUCAGCGGUGGAUCAAGGCUGUCCUCGGAGACUUGUUCGUCGAGAGCGAAUGGCGUUUUGUUAAGUACCCAACACCUGAGCAGACGAACGGAUAUGAUUGCGGGGUACACACGAUUUUGAACGGAAUGUGUCUGGCUCUCGGCCUUGAUCCCUUACAGACCUACUCUACGGACGAACUACCCUCACAUCGCGAAAAUAUUGCCGCCGUUCUCCUCAAUAGCGGUUUCAGAAACGAAUUCAGCCUCGCAGAAUGUUAG
Messenger RNA from Scedosporium apiospermum, 3591 nucleotides. RefSeq lists its product as uncharacterized. Lineage: Eukaryota; Fungi; Ascomycota; Sordariomycetes; Microascales; Microascaceae. The coding region runs from base 1 to 3591 and encodes 1196 amino acids. The record is from RefSeq and is a predicted model, not a curated record. Gene Ontology annotation, molecular function: deSUMOylase activity. The transcript has 3 exons. Gene Ontology annotation, cellular component: nucleus. Gene Ontology annotation, biological process: protein desumoylation.